This is a messenger RNA of Chara braunii, 4161 nucleotides long. The record is from the annotation of a GenBank genome assembly. NCBI's taxonomy places the organism in Eukaryota, Viridiplantae, Streptophyta, Charophyceae, Charales, Characeae.
ACGUGCUGCGGCAUGAGCUCCUGUGACCAUCGGUCAUCCUAUCCCGAUCAAGUUUGCAGGUGCUGGAUGCUGAUCUGUGGUACGUCGGGCAUUGUCAGCCAUCGACCAUCGGUUCAAGUCGAGAGUUCAUACUUCAAGGUACACAGUGAUAUAGAACGGGUCUGCGUGCAUUGAGAACGGCUGCGGCAUGAGCUCCUCCUCUGACAAUUGUCAUUCCAUCCAGAUGAAGUUUGCAGGCUCUGGAUGCUGAUCUGUGGUACGUCAGCCAUCGAGCAUGGGCGCAAGUUGAGGGUUCCAAGCACAGAAGAAGCGGCAGGAGGAAACACUACUGGAAGCAAAGUUGUAAAGAGCAACUUCAAAGGAGACGGGGCGACGUAACAAACAUGCAGAUGAGGCAGUGUGUUUGUUUUGUGGCUGAUAGAGGGCAGCAGGGUUCUGAAAGGCGAAGGGUGGGCAACAUCAGGACUGGGCUUGGGGUUUGUUAAAACAGUCAGUGCGUCGGCAGAUUUAGCAGCUGGAAAGAGGAGAGAGAAUUUCAUUGCAAAAUCCCAAUCCCGCCCCGCAUGGCAUGCGACUGUUUGAAUGCUGAACUGCCAAGCAUUGCCACCAGGUGCUUCUGGGUGUUGCUGUGUUGCGUGGGAGGUGAGGCGUUCGAGUGCAGUCUUAAGCAAGUUGAAGCGUUUAGAGCAGGUUGUCGGUAGAUUGUGGUGUUUGCUUUUGCUGCUGUUUGGGAUAUUCGGGUGGAGGAGAGGAAGAGAGUGAGGUCGGUCAGGCAGACCAAUGGCGGAGCUAGAGAGUAGGAGUUGUCCUAUGUCUACGGACUCCGAGGUCUGGGAAGCGGAGUGGCGCAGGUUAUGGUCUUCCAAACUGUCCUUUCAUGCUCUGCUGGAGCUGUUACUGAAGGGAUGGCAUCGUCAAGUUCAGUUUCAUGCAGCAGUGAGGCUGAACAGCAGGCUCGUUGCGGUUCGCAAGCAGGAUGCAAAAGUAGCCGAUAAGGCGCUGCGGGAGUUCCUUGACGCGAAGGGUGAGCGUGUGCUCCAUUGGAUCUUUGUCGAUCACAGUGUUCGGCUCUCAACGUCCCUUGGGAGCAGCAGCAUGGACAUCCUCAAUCUUCUGCAGCCAAUCACCGAGCUGUCAGCGGUAAGGGAGGCCAUGAGGAAGUACGCGGAAGAGAAGCAUGAUGAAAGUUGCCCCAGGAGAGUAGAUAAAGAAACUGGAGUCCAGGAUGUCAGCUGUGCGACUGCGGCUUCCUCUAGUCUCCUCCUAGAGGGUCGGCCGGAGUUAAAGGAGUGCGAGGCUUGUCGUCUUCCAGGGAGAUGGUGCCUCCAUCCUUGCCACCCUCAGAGCUGGGAGGACGAGAUCUAUUACAUGAACAGAAUCCCUGAGAGCGAGCUCACGUGGUAUGAUCCGCGUCCGUAUCCUGAUCAUGCAGAGAAUGACAGAGAUGAUUGGGAAUAUGUGGAACAGCGGUGGCAACCCCUCGAUGACGCAUCGCAGCGCGAGGAUAGCCAUGCAGGGACUGUGAAGUGGGGUGGAGAUCCUCAACGACCGUGGAAGCUGUGGGGGCAGAACUGGGAGAAAAGGGAUGUGCUUAUACCGACGGACCACCAGGUCGGGGCACUCUUGCUGGACUGUGACGUAAGCGUUGCGAUACAGAACCGGAAGAUCUUCAGGUUGGUCGAGAAACGUGUUCUCCCCCACAGCCGAGGAGUGUUUGCCACUGCCUCCUCCUCUGAUCUGCGCCUGGGAGGCCUUCUUCACCUUGUCAGCACCGUUCUUGCUGUCCCCGCGACAUGGGACGUAGAAUUGCGGACCCAGUUCCGAGAAGGUUCCAGCAUCAGGUACUUGAGGACUCGUGUCCUAUCAGCAUUGCUGGCCGGUGCCCGGGCGUCCGAAGAGGUUGAAGAGCUCCCCCCAGAUGCUGGAGGGCUGGAUGACCAGUCCCUCCACAGAGAAAGGGGGAUAGGCAUGCAGGGACAGGCCUUUCGGAUAGAAAGAGGGGUAGACAUGGAGGAGAGGAGCGAGCCGUUGGACGAAAAGAAUAUCGGUGAGGCAAUCAGACAGCUGCACUGCUUGCUGCGGCAACUGAUCUUAGAGAGGGACCAGAUUGCGGAGUUUUCCGUAUCAGUGAAUAGCAUUGAAGGAACUCUGCAUGCUAGGAGGGGCUCCCACCGGAUGGCAGGGUACAGCCCGCAGGAGGAAGAGGAGGACCAUCGAAGUAGAGGACGUAGGCGUGCACAAGGAGGGGAUCACGACGGGUUUGUCGAUGAUGGGGAAGGAGAUAGUGUUGAUGGUUCCUCUUGUGGCGAGAGUGAGUACGAUGAUGCGUAUGACGGGUUUGUGCCCGACUCAGAUGGUUACGAUGACUUCAACACGAUGAUGGAUAUGUUCACUUAUCAGAAUUACUGGGAAGACAAGCUUGGUGGACCGCUCCAGCACUGCGAGCUGAAUAUGGUUGCACGACAAUUCGGCCUGGACCGCCAUCCCCUUGUUUCAGACGAGUACACCUGUAGUUCCCCGCACUGCGAAAGAGAUUGGACGGUGUGGUGCCGGGCAAAGAUGUGUAGUGACUGCUGUCGCAAGUCGCCGCAUGCAAGGGAGUGUGGAGCUCAUUGGUGUCAAAAGGAAGGGUGCAUGGCUGCGCCAGACCUUUGGUGUGUCCGGAGAAUGUGCGCAUCGUGCUGCAAACAGUCGCAGUCAGAGUCCCCUGCCCAGUGUUUGCCUGCUCCACAGUCACACGCCCUGAACGAGGGUGAACCUGUAGGAGAAGAAGAGGUGGGGCACUACGAGGCGAUACAGUGUGAAUACCAUAUCGCAGAUAAGGUCAUGGUGAAUUCCCACAGUCGGUCGUCAGAAUUCCCCGUAGCCUCAGCCUCUCAGGAGCAGGCAGUGACGGAGGCAGCUUGAAGCACACUUUGUGCAUGCUGCGUGCAUGCCGUGUGCCGAAUUCGACCAUCUGUACAUAUUCUGUUCUUCAUCUCUCUCUUCUUCCCCCCACUUCAAUUUCUCUAACCGCCUCCACGAUCAUGUCUGGCAGUUACUCCUCUUCGUCUUUUUUUCUCUUAAUGAGACUAUGAAAGGGCGAACUGACCGGCCCCAUGUGAUUCGGAAUUAUUCCAUUCUGUUCGUAGGGUUGCAUCGGGAUUCGAACUCGGGUCUGUAUUUCGAAAGCUCAUCGGUGUACCAACUUAGAUUAGGCCCGUAGGCGGUGGUCGCCAACUUACCGCCUCGUUUGCUGUCCCCAACUCCCCGCCCUUUUUCUUUUCUUUCUCUUUUUAAUUUUUCGCUUUCUGGGUUUUGUCUGCAUACUGUGGCACAACUGAGACAGAGACCGUUCGCCACCACUCGCUCCGCAUCCUCAUGUGCACACACUGGCAUUAAUCUACAGGCUGGGGCAUUCGACCAUCUCUCUCACGCUGCACAAGACAAUUGGUUGGCGGCGGUGCCUGGCCUUCUCUUCCCCAUCUGGUGUACGGCAGAGUAGACUGUCCAUCGAUGCUAAAGGGACUAAACACAGAAGACUCUUUGAUUCACAUUCCCAGAUUCUGAUUAGCUAGAGCUGGGCACCGGAAUACCAUCUGGGGGAAAGCAAGACUUGGUGGAGUAGGCGCCCGUUCACGGAAGCUGAUGGAUGUCGCAAGGCGUAUGUCCAGAGUCUGCAGAUAUUACCUGUUCUAGAUUGUUAGUAUAGGAACUCCAUAGCAUCCCUGCCUCUUCUGUUGCAUCGUAGCAAGUUGGCACUAUUCUACCCAUUGUGGAUUUUUUUGAAUUUUUCCCAUUUCAACAUUCACCUAUGCGUGUUAAGAUUGCGUUGGGGUACCAUGACAUCUUUUUCACAUCUGCAGCAUGUUAAAGGCAGACGACAUGUAACACACAAUGUUCAACCGAGAGAGAGAGAGAGAGAGAGAGAGAGAGAGAGAGAGAGAGAGAGAGAGAGAGAGAGAGAGAGAGGGAGACGGUGGGUGUGGACAACGACCCGCUUUAAAAUGAGUCUAAGAAUUGCGAAAGGGUCUGAACAAUCGCCCUUGUAAAAUAGUCAUUUAUGAAUGAGGAUCUGUCAUACGAGUGAAGUACGCCCAAGUCGAUACGAUCGCCUUUUGGGUGACAGUGGUGGCUGCUGUGACAUGGCCUGUCUAGUCCUAAUGAAGCCAAUGAACGGUG